Messenger RNA from Ostrea edulis (European flat oyster), 2593 nucleotides. RefSeq lists its product as uncharacterized. The coding region runs from base 81 to 1373 and encodes 430 amino acids. Lineage: Eukaryota; Metazoa; Mollusca; Bivalvia; Ostreida; Ostreidae. The record is from RefSeq and is a predicted model, not a curated record. The transcript is spliced from 8 exons.
GUGAUUAUGAUUCAUGCAUGGUUCUCUUGUUAUGAGUAGUCACAGAAGAUGAGGAAAAUGAACCUGAGACGGACAAGGGUAUGGAUUUACAAGAAAUUCAGAAGGAUAUGGAAGUCACACCUAUAAAGAAGACAACAAAGAGAAACAGUGCACCAUCAAAAAAGAAGCAGAAUAAAAAUAAACAGCCUCUCAAUUCAACUGCAUUAUUCAUCACACAGACGGACUUUGAAGAGCAAUUUCCAAGUGUCUCCUCCAUUAAAAAGUCAGUGACAAAACCUAAGGAAGACCAGCUACUGAGUUCACCCUUCCAAAUGACAGUAUCCCAACCAGUAGAGGAAAUGAAGCGAUUAACUAGCACACCAACGUGUUCAGGGAAACAUCAGUUAGAGAUAGACUUGUCGGCCAUUCAGCCACCUGUGCAGGACGAUGAACUGGAUAUUUACUCCUCCACUGUGGUGAAUUCCAUGGAGAUUGUUCCACUUUAUGAUAGCAUAGAGUUGCCUCCUCCAAUAAAUGCAGAGCAGAUCUUGCAGUUUAAUAAGGAGUCUACUGAAAAGGCCAAAGCAACAGAAGAUCAUGUGAAAAGAAGAGUGACAAAUGUUCUGGCAAAACACAGUGAACUCUUUAAAUUCAAAUCAAAAGUUUCGGAAAUUCUACAUAAAACCAAGGGAGUUGACAAUAGAAAGGAUAAAGCAAUGGAUGAGUCAGAUGAGAAAAGAAAUGAUAGCAUGUUUAAGAACCUGGACGACGCCACAGAAAAAGGGAGUGGGAAACAGAGAAUGUCUGAGGAAGUUUGUGAACAAGCAGAUGUAGAAGAAAGUGGUGCGAGAGAAAGGACUGAAGAUAAUUCCAUAAACAAUGGAUCGGGUCAAAGCAAGCAGAGGAGGUUGUCUUACAGUGAUCUGAGUAUUCAUGAAGAGUUUGAUUUAAGCACAGAAAACACUGAAGCCAUGAAUAAUAGUCCAUCUAACUGUCAUUCAGCCAAGAAGUACAACACUCCAGGUGACAAAGAAGAUAUUUCUGUACACAGGUAUGGUAACCAUCUUAUUUCUGAUGAAGUUGAUAUCUUCUAUAAUCAGCAAGAAAUCUCGGAAGAGGAAAGUUUUAAGAAUCAGAGAAGAGAUGAAAUUUCAGAGAAAUUCACCACAAAAUCAUUUAGGUGUUCUACCAUAUCUAGAGAAGCACAGUCAUCUAAUAUUACCAAGAUAAGGAAACAGACAGAGAGUGGGAAAAGUUUUGUUCCAAGGGAUGCUCUGUGUUCUUUGAAACGUCUCUUCAGAAAGCAUGUAGUUGUCAAGAAGUGUGUUUACCCAAGACAUAUUUUUGAUGCUUCAAAAAUAGCAGUAGACGACAUCUUGAAGAAUUUUAUGUGAAGACACCCUAGAAAUAUCCUUUUUUCCAGCCUGUACUAGACAUGCAUGUUAUCCAUGAAAAGAUUGACAUUUUAUUGAUAGACAGGAGAGAUGACGUUAUACCAUGAACAGGUUGACAGAUUCAGUUAUUGGCGAAAUUGUCAAAUGCAAGUGUUUGAAAUACAUUAUAUUUUUGUGUGUUACCCAUGAUGUUUGGCUUAUCGUCUUAAGCGACCUUGGGAUCUUCUCUUGUAACAGCCACAGUUUGCAUCAUUCUGUUAUCAUCAGCCACAGUCUGCAUCAUUCUGUUAUCAUCAGCCACAGUCUGCAUCAUUCUGUUAUCAUCAGCCACAGUCUGCAUCAUUCUGUUAUCAUCAGCCACAGUCUGCAUCAUUCUGUUAUCAUGUCUUUGUAUCUUUAAAUGUGUGUCAGUUUUACACUGAUUUUCUCUUAUGUACAGUGUAUGAUGCACCUGAAGUUUUGUCAUUGAAAAUUGGAAUAGUGUGAUAAUAUAUUGUGCUACACAAUAUACAUUGUACAUAUAUUUAUAAGUUGAUUGCAUACAUGUACUUUCAAGUACUUAGAUAUUAUCAUUACCAUCAUCAUCAUGCCAAGUGGUUGGUAGAAUGUAAUAAAGCCAUUGUUUUGUGCCUGAUGGUAACUUUGAUGUACCAUUAUUUACAGGUUACAGGAAUGUUGAAAAAAGUGCUUAUUGUAUUUACAUAUGUAUAUCUGUGAUUUGAUAGUUUAAAUCUGUGAUUUGAUAGUUUAAAUCUGAUUUGAUAGUUUAAAUCUGUGAUUUGAUAGUUUAAAACUGUGUGAUAAAUAGUUUAAAUCUGUGAUUUGAUAGUUUAAAACUGUGUGAUAAAUAGUUUAAAUCUGUGAUUUGAUAGUUUAAAUCUGUGAUUUGAUAGUUUAAAUCUGUGAUUUGAUAGUUUAAAUUUGUGAUUUGAUAGUUUAAAUCUGUGUGAUAACUGUAACAUGUGAUGAGUCUGUGGUAAUGUGCAAUUAUACAUCAAUUAUUUUCAAUACAAAUGUAUAGGUUUAUGAAAAAGACUUAAAACAUAUCUUUCAUUGAAUGAACAUUCAACAGUUAAUGGUUAGCAUAGAUAUACUACUUUACAUAAUUAUUUUCAAUAUGCACAACCGUACUGUAUAUAUGGUUUUCUGUACAAACAUGGUUUGUGCAAUUUUUGUAAAAUUCAAUAUAUGAUUUAGUCAUUCAAUAAUUAAAUUUUAAA